UGUCCUAGUUAUCUACUUUAUAUAUUCACUCGUUUUACAAAAUUCGUUGUGUUAACACCUCUAGAAAUAGUUAUUGUCCAAAAUUUAUCGUUACUAUUUUGUUUGUUGUAAAAUCCUAUUUCUGUAACUGAGUUCAACCUUUUAAGAUUGACUUUUUUAGAACGAAAAAAGGAUAAAUAAAAUUAGGACCCCUAAAAAAGCUAAACCUUAACUAAGAACAUGUGCUGCGGACCUUGUGGACCUCGUUGCUGCGACCCGUGCGGCGGCGCCUACAACUGUUGCGUAGAAAUGUGCUGCGAACCCUGCACUCCAGCCUAUCUUCAAUGUACUAUUAUGCCAUGCGGCCCCAGAGGUUGCUGCUAAGUCAUAAAUAUGGAGCUGCCAAAUAGGAAAUAUUGAGAUAAGAUCGAUGCUCCUUCUGUACAAAUUUAUAAUGGGUUUAUAUUCGAACUUCUCAACGACCUGCAACAAAAUAGUAAUAUAAACAUCGAGAAAAAUACAACGAAUAAAAAAACGAGUUCUUAAA
Drosophila kikkawai is the source of this 526-nucleotide messenger RNA. RefSeq names its product male-specific sperm protein Mst87F. Lineage: Eukaryota; Metazoa; Arthropoda; Insecta; Diptera; Drosophilidae. The record is from RefSeq and is a predicted model, not a curated record.